Messenger RNA from Osmerus eperlanus (European smelt), 1023 nucleotides. RefSeq lists its product as uncharacterized. The coding region runs from base 126 to 1016 and encodes 296 amino acids. The record is from RefSeq and is a predicted model, not a curated record. The transcript is spliced from 3 exons. Lineage: Eukaryota; Metazoa; Chordata; Actinopteri; Osmeriformes; Osmeridae.
AGGCGUACGUUGUCAGGGUUUGACGGGUUCUUUAAAAGGGGAGAGCAAACAAGCAUCAGAUAUGGAACCAGUUCUUUUUAGAGAAAAUACGUCCUGCAGUUUGUGAUACCCUUGUAGUUGCUAAAAUGGUUGUGGCGUUUGCAAUAUGUCUAAGGGUUUUUUCAGUGGGUUGUCUGCUGGUUGGAGCUGCUGUCUGUGCUCCUGUAUUCCAAGGUGACUCUGGUAACUCAAUGGGAAACAUCUUCCCUGGAUCCAGCCCCCGACUUGCACCACAGAAGCAGACUGAGAAGCCCACCAGCAACAUGGUCACUCAGAAACCGCCUAACCCAAGGGGCUUGAAGCAUGGUAAUGGCAUCUUCGGUCUUGCAAGGAACAGCAAGUCACCUUAUCUGUCCAACAAGAACAUGAAACCCUCAUCUAGCUCUGGUAAUGCCUUCCUGUUGCAUAAGCGUGCCAAAAUUCCGCAAGCUGGUCAGUCCACUCACACUGAGUUGAAUGCUGAAGUGGAUAACUGUGACAGCGGUGACGCAACCGGGUGUGGGGGCAACUGCAUUCACCCAUCUGGGUGCUACGCGGCCCCUGACGACAGCGGUGGGGUCAGCUGCACUGACUCAGCCGGGUGCGGUACAGACAUGGACGCUGAGAGCGGUGGGGUCAGCUUUGAGAGCGGCGACCCAUCCAGCUGCGGUAAGGACACUGGCGGCACAAGCACCAGCAACGAGAGCGAUGGUGCGGUGAGCUUUGAGAGCGGUGACCCAUCCAGCUGCGGUAAGGACACUGGCGGCACAAGCACCGACAACGAGAGCGCUGGAACUGACAGCGGCAGUAGUGAGUACCAUCCAGAUGGUGGUGCUGAGGCCUCUCAAGAAACCACAGGCCUGAGGAAACGCCCCUUCUCAAAUGUCCGAUCCAAGUACCACAGCAGAAAAUUUGUUUUCUCCCAAAUGCGCUAUACCCCUGGGGAGUUCAAAACCCAUCGUGGCCAUAACCCUUUCCUGGUGUACUGGAGUCACUAGACCAGAG